Andrographis paniculata is the source of this 1973-nucleotide messenger RNA. RefSeq lists its product as uncharacterized. The transcript has 9 exons. The coding region runs from base 84 to 1973 and encodes 629 amino acids. The record is from RefSeq and is a predicted model, not a curated record. Gene Ontology annotation, molecular function: beta-glucosidase activity. Lineage: Eukaryota; Viridiplantae; Streptophyta; Magnoliopsida; Lamiales; Acanthaceae. Gene Ontology annotation, biological process: glucan catabolic process.
GUUCCUCCAAAUCCACAAUUUCCAGCAAGUAAUCAAGUUUUUCUAUGCUAGUUGCUAGCUAGUUUGGUUGAUUUGUGAUAACUAUGCUUAAUACAAGUGAAGAAUCAAAGGUGAUGAUGGAUUGCAUCUACAAAGACUCGAAUGCCCCAAUCGAAGCCAGAGUCAAAGACCUCCUCUCGCGGAUGACCUUGCAAGAGAAAAUCGGUCAGAUGACCCAGAUUGAGCGCCAGGUCGCCACUGCUUCCGCCAUUAAAGAGCUCUCAAUAGGGAGCAUGAUGAGUGUAGGAGGAAGUGGGCCGUUUGAAAAUGCCCUAUCAUCAGAUUGGGCGGCGAUGGUAGAUAAUUUUCAGAAGGCUGCACUGCAGUCACGGCUUGGAAUCCCAUUGCUUUAUGGGAUCGAUGCUGUUCAUGGUAAUAACAAUGUAUAUGGCGCUACCAUUUUCCCCCACAACAUAGGCCUUGGAGCAACCAGAGAUGCCGAUUUGGUUCGAAGGAUUGGUGCCGCAACAGCUCUUGAAGUUAGGGCGAGUGGCAUGCACUAUACCUUUGCGCCAUGCAUUGCCCAGGUAUGCAGAGAUCCCAGGUGGGGAAGAUGCUAUGAGAGCUAUGGUGAAGACCCUAACAUUGUUAGAAUGUUGACCUCAUUGGUUACUGGCCUGCAAGGUGAAACUCCCCAGGGACAACCAAGUGGCUAUCCUUACGUUGCAAAGAGGGAAAAUGUUGUUGCCUGUGCAAAGCACUUCGUUGGAGAUGGUGGCACCAGAAAUGGCAUAAAUGAAGGGGAUACAACAUCAGAAUAUGACGAAUUAGAGAAAAUUCAUAUGGCUCCUUAUGUAGAUUGUAUUGCUCAAGGAGUGUGUACGAUCAUGGCAUCCUACUCUAGCUGGAAAGGGUCCAAACUACAUGGUAGCCAUUUUCUUCUCACAAAGAUCUUGAAAGAAAAGCUUGGGUUUAAGGGGUUCAUUAUUUCUGACGCUGAAGGUCUGGACAGACUUUCCCAACCUCUUCCUCAUGGAUCAAACUAUAAGCAAAGUGUCUUGUUAGCAAUCAAUGCAGGAAUUGAUAUGGUUAUGGUGCCUUUUCGCUACCAACUAUUUCUAGAGGCUUUGAUGCAUCUGGUGAAGUCUGGAAAAAUCCCAAUGACCAGAAUUGACGAAGCAGUUGAAAGAAUAUUAAGAGUGAAGUUUGCUUCUGGCCUCUUUGAACACCCCCUUAGUGAUGGAUCUUUGUUGGGUAUGGUUCGAUGUGAGGUACAUAAAGAAUUAGCUCGUGAAGCAGUGAGGAAGUCUUUAGUUCUGUUAAAGAAUGGGAAGGAUCCAAAAGAACCAUUUCUUCCAUUGGACAGGAAUGCUCGGAAGAUUCUAGUUGCAGGAAGGCAUGCAGAUGAUCUCGGAUACCAAUGUGGCGGGUGGACAAAGACAUGGAAUGGUGAAAGCGGCAAAAUAACUACUGGAACUACAAUUCUGGAUGCUGUUAGAGGAGUUGUUAGUGACAAAACUGAAGUUGUAUACGAGCAAGAUCCAUCCGCAAGUACCAUAUCUGGAAAAGACUAUUCUUUUGCCAUAGUUGUUGUAGGCGAAGCUCCAUAUUGCGAAUCUGGUGGUGACAGCAGCACACUCGAAAUUCAUUUUAAUGGAGCUGAACUAAUAAGCACAGUCGCUGAUGAUAUCCCGACUCUGGUGAUCUUGAUAUCAGGGAGGCCUUUGGCUUUGCAACCACAGCUUUUGGAAAAGAUGGAAUCUCUCGUUGCUGCCUGGCUUCCCGGCAGCGAGGGGAACGGGAUCACAGAUGUUAUUUUCGGAGAUCAUGAUUUCCAAGGACAACUUCCGGUUACUUGGUUCAAAAAUGUCGAACAACUUCCUAUGCAUGCCGAAGAUGAGUCUUACGAUCCUUUAUUUCCAAUCGGUUUUGGUUUGACGAGCAGAAAUGAGGUCAUCAAUCGAGCACACCCUCAAGAACAGGCAAUGAUCUAA